AUUGACCUUCCCGCCAUUUUGUAAGGAGACUGGUUUGGGUUGAAUGUCUACAUGAGCAGUUUUAAGGUUAUGUUUUUUUUAAUACGAUAUAUGUCGUAAAUGACGUAUAUCAAAAAUAAAUAUGGGGUUCUUAAAGUAUAUAGAAGUGCACAAUUUCAAAUCUUAUAAAGGAAAACAGAAAAUUGGCACUUUGAAGCCUUUUACAGCGAUAAUCGGUCCAAAUGGAUCAGGAAAAUCUAAUUUUAUGGAUGCCAUUAGCUUCGUGCUUGGAGAGAAAACGUCGUGUCUUCGUGUGAAAAAGCUUGGGGACCUCAUACAUGGUGCUCCUAUAGGAGCACCAGUCUCGUCCAGAGCAAGUGUCACUGCUGUAUAUUGUGAAAAUGAUGGCACAGAAAUCAGUUUUACGAGGCUUGUGACUGGAUCGUCCUCGGAGUAUAGGAUAGAUAACAAAGUUGUAAGCCAUCAAGAUUAUGCUUCCAGAUUAGAGCUAUUGGGAAUAAAUGUAAAGGCCAAAAACUUUCUUGUGUUUCAAGGAGCUGUUGAGUCCAUUGCAAUGAAGAGCCCAAAAGAGAGAACAGGCUUAUUUGAGGAAAUUUCUCGUUCCAGUGAACACAAGGAGGAAUAUGAAAGACUACGUACUGAAAUGAUGAAAGCUGAAGAGGACACACAAUUCACAUACCAGAAGAAAAAAGGCAUUGCUGCUGAAAAGAAAGAAGCUCGUAUGGAGAAGGAAGAAGCAGAAAAGUACCAACGACUUAAAGAAGACUUGUUGGUUAAAAAGCUACAGUAUCAGCUGUACAAGCUCUACCACAAUGAACAAGAUAUUGAACAAGUAAGGGAAGAGCUGGUCCAGAAAAACAAAGAAUUAGAACGAGUCAGCAGGAAACGGGAGAAAGUUGAGGAAGAAAUUAAAGAAAAGAAGAAGGAAAAUGGAAAAAUUACGAGGGAGCUUGCGAAAAUUGAGCAGCAGAUACGAGAAGCUGUAAGUUGAGUGUCAUACAAAAUC
Messenger RNA from Limulus polyphemus (Atlantic horseshoe crab), 1006 nucleotides. RefSeq names its product structural maintenance of chromosomes protein 1A-like. Bases 122 to 991 code for a protein of 289 amino acids. The transcript has 6 exons. The record is from RefSeq and is a predicted model, not a curated record. NCBI's taxonomy places the organism in Eukaryota, Metazoa, Arthropoda, Merostomata, Xiphosura, Limulidae. Gene Ontology annotation, cellular component: nucleus; cohesin complex. Gene Ontology annotation, biological process: sister chromatid cohesion. Gene Ontology annotation, molecular function: ATP hydrolysis activity; DNA binding; ATP binding.